AUGGGUGAUGCCAGGCCCAGGACGGAGGUGUGUCCUUAUUGUCAGAAGCCAUUUAAGCGAUUAAAAUCCCACUUGCCUCACUGUAAGAUGGCAGGAGCGCCCAUAUCUGCUGACCGAAAGCUGUAUCAGUCCAAGCCAGCUACACUUCCACGUAAAGCUAAAAAAGAGAAGAGCCCUACCAAAGACUUAGCCAAAGCCAAAGAGAACGAGCUAAAGACAGAGAGUGCAGAAACAAAGGUGAAAUCAGAAAAUAGCAGAUCAGAAUGGGCAGCUGCGAGCUCUCCACUACCAGUGCGGGUCUCCGAAAGAGGUGCAUCAAAGGCAGGAGGAGAAACCACAGAUCAAAAUCAAUUGUGUUUCCCAGCACUCGGACAUGCCAAGCGAAAGGUGGCUCCACAGUCCCCUGUGUCAGACGCCACCUCUCCCAUGAGAGAGCUUACCAGAGAUGAGUCAAAGUCCAAGGGAAGUCCCCGCCGUCCUUCAGAGAUGGAGGCAGCUUCACUAGUCAGCUCAGGGGAUCCUUUUUUAUCUAUCCAAGAUGGAAAACAUUCAUCAGCUCAGCUGCAUGCACAGCCAGCCACUUGCACCAGUCUCAGAUUGGGCACAGUUGAUCCCCAGAGACAGAAGCAUCUGGCAAAAUUACUAGAUAUGUCUACUAGUAACUGUCAUUCUCCAAAGAGUGGCAGCCUUGGGGUUCAGAGAGGACCCCCAGUGUUAAGCACGGAGAGCAGUUCCCUAGAUGGAGACCACCUCUCAGGAGUGUCUCCCCACCCUGGCAGCACCGAAACCCAGAAGUCAGAAUCAGUCCUCUUGGGCCUUCGCACUGUCCCACUGGGUAAUGCUCGGGUUAGAGAGCACCAGGAACUUGGCCUUGGAAUAGAGUUGUGCCAGAGCAAGGAAAAUCCUGACAACAGGCAGCCUGCCACACAGGCACAGGAACGAGCUUGCUUGAGCCGCGGUGGGAAGGACCCCACUUCAGCCACAAAAGCGAAACCGCAGGCUGCUCCAGCACGGCUGAAUGUGUCUGCUCCACCAGAGGGAGCUCUGAGUAAGCUUCUCUCUGUCCCAGCAUCAGGGCAUGAGACUCUCCCCUCUCUAGCUGUGAAAGCCCAGCUCUGUGACCAGAGUCAAGUCCCUGCCAUAACGCUAUUGGUGGGAAGCGAAAGGAGUGUUCUGGAACCCACACCUCUCCGCCAUCCCCACGCAGUCCAGACAAGCCACCGCACAGCAUCAUAUUCAGCUCCGUACCCCGUUUGCAAAAACUCCCUCUUCAGUCCUGUUGCUGCUGACCCAGAGGCUCCUCCCAGGGCUGUGGGACUGGAGUGGUUUCCAGAACUCUAUCUGGGUUAUGUUGGACUCGGGGUGUUGCCAAGGAGGCCUCAGCCUUGGACCUCAGUGCCUCAGACUCGUCCUCUUGCUGCUGCCCAGGGCGGGAGUGUCUGGAAAGUUCCUUGGUUGGGACGGAGCUCGGCUGAUAGCAGGAGUUUGGAACCCCUGGCGCUUACAACCUCCAGCUGCGCUCUAAUGAGCCUCUUGGGAGCUGUGCACAAAGGCUGGGUGAGGUGCAACACCACCGUAAAGAAGAGCGGGGUCGGGCGCCUCACAAUGCUCUUCGCUGGGUACUUCAUCCUGUGCUGCAGCUGGAGCUUCAAGCAUCUCAAGCUGCAGCGCUGGCGUAAGUAAUGUUGAGCACGUCUGGGAGCCACGAGAGUGUGACAGAGACAACUGCACAACAGAGAAAAUACUUAAUAUGUACAGGGUCACGGAGGGUGCAAGUAAUAAAACUACUGACAUCAGUUUUCUUUCUCCUUUUUUCCUUAAGCUGGAAUACAGUUUUAUUGGAGUUUCAGUGAAGAGAUGGAGCAGGCAAGC
This is a messenger RNA of Acomys russatus (golden spiny mouse), 1872 nucleotides long. RefSeq names its product chromosome 16 C17orf80 homolog (gene Mtnap1). The transcript has 4 exons. Lineage: Eukaryota; Metazoa; Chordata; Mammalia; Rodentia; Muridae. The record is from RefSeq and is a predicted model, not a curated record. The coding region runs from base 1 to 1683 and encodes 560 amino acids.